Messenger RNA from Fraxinus pennsylvanica, 1026 nucleotides. Lineage: Eukaryota; Viridiplantae; Streptophyta; Magnoliopsida; Lamiales; Oleaceae. The record is from the annotation of a GenBank genome assembly.
AUGGCUCCGCCACCGGUGGAUCGAAACGGAGGGGGAUCGACGGCCGGCGAAAUUACGAGAUGUGUACCGACGCCGUUUUUGACCAAAACUUACCAGCUGGUGAACGAUUACACCAUUGAUGAUAUCAUCUCGUGGAAUGAAGAGGGAUCUGCUUUUAUCGUAUGGAAUCCUACGGAGUUUGCUAGAGAUUUGCUUCCAAAGUAUUUCAAACACAACAAUUUCUCAAGCUUCGUUCGUCAACUUAACACUUACGGAUUCCGAAAGGUUGUACCUGAUCGAUGGGAAUUCUCAAACGAAUGUUUCCGGAGGGGCGAGAGAGAGCUUAUGUGCGAUAUUCAACGUCGGAAAAUAGCGCCGCCGUCAUCAACCAGUGCGGCGCCACCGUCACCCUCUUUGACGGUGGCUGCGGCACAGCUGGUGCAGUCUACGCCUCAACCUCGGGUGGCAUCCCUGACAGAUUCAGGUGAAGAGCAAGUCCUUUCAUCGUCGAAUUCUAUCCAAGUUGUUUGCGAAACGAGCAGCAGCACGACGGACCUGAUUAGAGAAAAUGAUAGGCUAAGGAAGGAGAACAUGCAGCUAAACAAAGAGCUUGGCAAGAUGAAGAGUCUGUGCAACAAUGUUUUUGUUUUGAUGUCGAAUUACGCUACGAAUUGCAACAGCCAUGAGAAUGACGCUCAUAGUAACAGAGAUCAAUUUAUGGGGCCGCUGAAUCUACAACCAAUGAAAAGAUUUUGCGAACAGUUGCAAGGCGUUGCCACCGCCUCUGCCGCUAAAGGCGGCGACGAGACCAGUAUUAGAUUAGAAACAGAGGAAAUGGGCGCGAGAUUAUUCGGGGUGCCGAUUGGUGUGAAGCGCGGGAGGGAAAGCGAAGGUUUUUCGGCGGAGCAUGAGAUGGAAUUGCAGCUGCAGCCACCAGGGAUGAGCGUGAAAUCUGAGCCGUUGGAUAGACAGAAUAGCGUAGAUGAUCAGGAGAUCCUGUGGUUGAAACGGUUUGAUUCGCGAAAUAAAAAGGCGCAUAAUUUAUAA